AUGCAGUGUUACGUAUGUUCCAAGUCUUGCGAUUACGACCACUUCAACGAGCCAAAGUACGGGGGCAAAGUGGGCAAUUGUCCUUUAUUCGAUAAUAGUGAGAAGCGACACUAUGAAGAAGUUAAGAAAGCGGAGAAGAAGGCCAAACAGAAGGUACUGCAAGACAACCCGGGCCUUGAGCCCGAAAUUCUAGACUUCGCUAUCUCUUCAGAGAUUACAAGAGACGACUCUCUUCAAAGAAUGAAACAUGCCACUGCCAAUAUCGCUGGGCGGCAUGUCGGCCUGCAUGCUGAAAUAAUUCGAGUACAACAAAUGCGUCAGGCACAGCAGGCAGAGGCACAAGCACAACAAAUGCAUCAGGCACAGCAGGCACAGGCACAGGCACAGGCACAGGCACAGGCACAGGCACAGGCACAGGCACAGGCACAGGCACAGGCACAGGCACAGGCACAGGCACAAGCACAACAAAUACAUCAGGCACAGCAAAUACAGCAGCAGGCACAGCAGCAGGCACAGCAGCAGGCACAGCAGCAGGCACAGCAGCAGGCACAGAAGCAAGCACGGCAGCAGGCACAGAAGCAAGCACGGCAGCAAACAGUGGGUGAUAUGAGGAACCAGAACCGUCGCCCGAGUCCCCUUCCUGUGCCUUUCCAAGGGUCUGCACCGCAGCUGGCUCUGCUUCCUGGUCCAGCUAGUGCUAGAUCGCAGCAGGGCUUCUUUCCUCAAAAUCAAAGAUUCAGUUUCAUACAACAGGCAGCUAACCCACCAAACAAAGAUAACAGCCCCCCCCCCAAAAAAAAAAAAAAAAAGUAG
Molecule: messenger RNA, 813 nt
Organism: Fusarium poae
Lineage: Eukaryota; Fungi; Ascomycota; Sordariomycetes; Hypocreales; Nectriaceae
Exons: 1
Coding region: 1-813 (270 amino acids)
Source: RefSeq, a predicted model, not a curated record